Molecule: messenger RNA, 2226 nt
Organism: Microsporum canis CBS 113480
Lineage: Eukaryota; Fungi; Ascomycota; Eurotiomycetes; Onygenales; Arthrodermataceae
Exons: 1
Coding region: 1-2226 (741 amino acids)
Source: RefSeq, a predicted model, not a curated record
AUGGCAAGUCCACUGUCAGCCCUAUCGCCCUCAAGGCUCAAUGCUCGUCCGCCACAGCUGCAGUCGCUUGCUUCACCUCUGUCGAAGAGCCCUAUAGGAGAUGUCGAGGAGCUGGAUAACCUAUACUACGAUGAAAACACAACUCCGUCAAAACGAACCAGAAACUCCCCUGUAUUUGAUAUUCAUGAAGACCAUCACGACCAGUCCGGCUUUCAGAACCCCCCUAGCUCUCCAUUUCAAGACUCAAUUAAUAUUGAGUAUACGGAUCGAGUUGACGAAUGCUCCGAUGACCUGUUUCUAACCGAGGCCAAUUCCCAAAAUGAGCCUACGCGAGAGACACACGAAGAAAACGUUGAAGAUGAUUUGGACAUGAACGAAGGAUAUGAAGAGAUACAUCACAACCAACCAGCUGAUACAUUUGGAAUGAACGUUAACCAUGACGCUGAGGAUAGCCAGGUUUCUCAACCACAAUCCUCCCGGCAUUCUUUGGCCACCGUUGUUGAAGAGAUUAACCACGAAACCAUGAGCAUUGUAGGCCAUCGUAAUGAAGGCGACAGCUCGAUGUGUGACAGCAUCCAGGGGGAUGACAGCGUGGGAGACCAUACGAGCCUCAGUGCUUUUUCAGCUGUUCCUAACGCCGACAUGACCCUCUUCUCCAAGCUCAGAAACGACUCUCCACUAAAACAUACCCCUAAUCUCCGAGAAAAUAUGUCACAGGUGACCCCUAGAUCGGCGAAACGAAGCUCAAACAAACGGGACCCAGAGUCGUCAUAUGGCCAACAAGGUUCCUCUUCUAAUCUCUCUUCUUCUCCAGUACGGAAGUACAUGCGAGUUGAGGAUAGCGCCAACCUUUUGGAGUUCACGGACCAGAUGAACCUGCCUACCAACGGCUCUCUAACGGAUUUGACUUCUCAGUCUCCCUAUAGAGCUCGACGCAGCUCGACAAGGAAACCAGGCGAAAAUUUCAGGUCGCCAAACAAGUUAUCCCUGUUGGAUUUUGAUAUACCACCCCCUCCUACUCCUAGGUCCAUUCCUUCUAUUACUCCCAGAGAGUUGGAGUCCUUAAAAUCUUCAUUUUUGUCGCAGAUAUCAUCACUAAAGGCCACUCUAAAUGGAAGAGACGCAGAAGUUGCGAGCCUCAAGGAGUCGGUGUCUGAUGCCGAACGCCGCGUCGGAGAGGCAUUGGAGCAGGUCAGGAAUGAAACCUCUAAAAAGGAAGCUCUUGAAGCAGAGCAUCAAGAAUGGGAAAGAAGAAGCCAGGAGAUGGAAGAUAUGCUGAGGACUGUCAAGGCUGAGAUGGCGGACGGGGAAAGUGAAAGAGAAAGACUCGCUCGGAGAGCAGAGGAGGCCGAGAGGGCACGGGAACAGCUUGAAGGAAAGACGGUCGAGUUGGAAAGCCAGCUUUCGGCUGCACGGAACAACGUAACCAAUACACAGGCCUCCGCCGGGCCGAGUAACCAUAAUUCGAGAAACUCGGAUGAGACCGCCCGAGAGGUUCAAGAUGCCGUUGAAAGAGUCGCUCGUGAGCUACAUACCCUAUACAAAGGGAAGCAUGAGACCAAGGUAGCCGCCUUGAAGAAGAGCUAUGAAGCUCGUUGGGAGAAACGUGUUAGAGAGGGCGAGGCCAAACUAAAAGAUGCUUUGGAGAAGGUCAAUCAUCUUCAGGCUGAGCUUAAUGAAGUGAAAUCUAAACUUGCCGAAGGAGAGACUUCACCAGGAGAUGCCACAAUGCUUCGGGAGAACGAAGGCCUAGAGGCCGAGAAAAGAAUGCUAGAGGCUCGAAUCAAGGGACUUGAGCAAGAGAUGUCAUCUCUCAAGCAAGAUAGCGAAGCCCUAAGAUCCGAGCUUAAAGCUGAAAGGGCUGAGAAGGGAGAGCUUGUUGCGGUGGUGGACGAGUGGCUACAAAUGCAACAGGAGGUCCAACCCGCCCCAGAACCAUCCGAGAAACCGUCCGCAUCGCUUUCUGAGGAGCUUAGUGGAGAGGAAAGGACUGAGAAGGCGUCCAUUUCACAGCCAGCCCCAGCUGCCAGUAACAGCAGUAUUGGACUAAAGAGUUCAACCACCUCCAAGCCCCGACAGCUUCCACAGAGCCAUACCCCUAGAAUCCCACGAUUUGGGGCUCCAGCUGGCUCCAAGAACAUUGCUAGUGGUAUCGCUGUUGGAAAAACCCCAGGCCGUAGUGGCAUUAUGAGCUCAAUUGAGAGAAUGGGACGAGGCAGUAACUGA